AUGUCCACUUCAAGCGCGCCAGGCGACCCUAUGACGCCAAUCUACCACACUCAGGAGGGCGACCCGCGCAUCCUGGCUCAACUCAUCAUUGGUGGAUUGGGUGAAGGCUGCGAGAGCUUGUACGACUACGAGAAGGGCGGUCAUCAUCCUGUCCAUCUUGAAGAUUUGCUUGGACCUCAGAACCGCUAUCGAGUGAUACACAAGCUGGGUAAAGGAGGAUUCGCUAACGUUUGGCUGUGUCGCGACACUCAAGACGGGCCCUCGAGAUACGUCGCACUGAAGAUUCUGAUGGCGGACUACUCUCAAGAAGACUGCCCGGAGCUUCGUGCUCUUGAGCUCAACAACUUGCUCAAGCAUGACUCGAAGGGCAGACAACAUGUCUGUCUGCCACUCGACAACUUUCGAAUCGAAGGACCCAACGGCUCCCACCUCUGCUUUGUAUAUCCUGUAUUGGGCCCGUGUGCCUCGAGCAGGCCAGCGAAAUUUGAGUAUUCGAAGUUCUCUUUGCGGCGCUUCGCGCUGCAGGCAACUCAGGCUGUCGCAGCUCUCCACGAAAUUGGUCUCUGUCAUGGAGAUCUCAGCGCUUCGAACAUUCUGCUCCGCACCAUAAGAUACAACGAGUUGUCGGAAGAUGAGCUUAUUGAGACUCUCGGCCAGCCUAGACGAGAGGAAGUCAGGACUAUGGGCGGAGAUCAACAUCAGAAUCCCAGCGCACCACAGUAUCUUGUGUACCCCAUCGACUCCACUGAGAUGGAGAGCAAAUUCUUGACCGGCGACGCAUGCAUCACUGACUUGGGCGAAUCUUUCGAAGUACAAGAACCUCCAGAAAACCUGGGCAUUCCAAUAUCAUACCGUGCACCUGAACUGCUCUUGGGAGGCAAACCAGGGAGAGGCUGUGAUCUAUGGGCUUUGGGCUGCAUACUUUUCGAGAUUAGGAUGGGCAGGCAGCUUUUCGGCACGUGGGACGACGACACCGGAGAGUAUCUCCACACAGUCGCUAUGACGUUGGGCAAGUAUCCAGAACCGUUUUGGUCAAAUUGGGAAGAUCGAAGCGAUACCUUGGAGGAAGAAGCCGACGAGCAAGGCAGAGUUGUUUUGACCGCAGAGGUACUGGGACGGAUCGUCGGACACGAUACUCACUCUGCAGAUGGACUCGCUAUUGAACCGCGCUCUUUGCUAGAGGCAAUCGCGCCGGCCUUAUUCUACGAUGCGGCUUACAAGCCCCGCAAUCCUCGCAAGCAGGCCAGCAAGAUUUCUGACGAGGAAGCAAAGCUCUUCGCUGAUCUACUUGAGAAGCUGUUGGCAUAUGAGCCAGAGAGACGUUUGUCGGCGCAGGAAGCCAGCGAGCAUGAGUGGUUCAAGUUCAGCGACGAGGAGCAACAGGAGACCAUCGUGGUGCCAGAGCAGACGAACGACCAGAGCAUGGACAUAGAACAACAGACAGGCGUAGAUGAGCAGCCUGCCAGCGCUGAAGAACCAGAGCUGGAAGUCAAGGCCCAGGAGGCGAGCCCGGGAGGACGAAUUACAAACCAGGCAGCACCAAGCCCGAUGGAGAUCGAACAGAAACCGAGCGAGAUCGAGGAGGGCAGAAGACGGAUGAGAAGACACAGCAUCUGA
Cercospora beticola is the source of this 1617-nucleotide messenger RNA. RefSeq lists its product as uncharacterized. Lineage: Eukaryota; Fungi; Ascomycota; Dothideomycetes; Mycosphaerellales; Mycosphaerellaceae. The record is from RefSeq and is a predicted model, not a curated record. Gene Ontology annotation, molecular function: ATP binding; protein kinase activity. Gene Ontology annotation, biological process: protein phosphorylation.